Molecule: messenger RNA, 3109 nt
Organism: Symsagittifera roscoffensis
Lineage: Eukaryota; Metazoa; Xenacoelomorpha; Acoela; Convolutidae
Exons: 9
Coding region: 1497-3059 (520 amino acids)
Source: RefSeq, a predicted model, not a curated record
CUUGCUUUGCUCAAGUAGUAAGGGGACUACUGAACAUAUACUAAAUACACAGGGUAUCCACUAAAGGAAAAGAACUACCACUAUUUCCCUGUAUUUUUCUUCCCUCUUCUAUUCAAACAAAACUGUGAAGACAGUUCUGGGUGAAAAGCGAAAAGGUAUAUUUUAAAGGAGUUUAGUUGAAAAUAGCGCCAAGCAAGGGCAUAUGUGUGAAGUAAUUUCACCCAAUAAUUUUACAAACUCCUUGUUUUUCUUCUCUGUCGGGAUAAUAUUGGAACAAAUUUAGUUAGACCCUCUAUUUGGGCAAGCAUUCUUCAAAAGAUAAGUUAAAUUUAUCUUUUUCAUUGUGUUUUCACUUUCUUAAUUUUACAAUUUUAGCCCGAUACUUUCAAAAUUUGACAGAGGACCAUUUAAGUAGUCUAGCUAACAGAGUACUGCUUGAAAACAAACAAACCCCUGAAGAACGCUUUUAAACGAAGCUAUAAUUUGUUACCGUGUUUACAAAGACUGGGCAAAAAUACCGUUUUACGAUCAGUUUUGCCCUUAAACUGACACCGAACACGACGACAGUUGAAUGACAUUCGAGUACUUUGCCCUCAAAGAAAAUUAUUAUUACUCAAUGUUAUAACCUGUUAUAUCUUUAUUCUAAUAAACUUCCCCAGCAGGUAAGAAAACAACGCUUCCUAUGUAUUUGCAGUGAGAUAUAAUUUUUUAUUGGAAUUAUUAACCUAUUAUUGAUUAUAUUUGCGUAUUGUAAUGGUAAUUUGAGAUAGAUCAUUUACAUUUUUCCAUAAUUUCUGAUAGAAAUUAUUUAAAGCUUUUUAUUCCAUUAAUAAUUCUAAAACGUGCGCCAUCUGAAAUUCAGACAACACGUAUUGAAAGUGGUAACAAAACAAAACGUAGAAAAGAUACCAUCUUGAAUAACAUUGGCAACAAAACCAAACACGUAUCAAGAUAGCAUUCAUUGUUCGUCUCCUUUUUGCAUGGUGCUUAUAUACACAUUGGUCGAUUUCAAUUCCGACGCUUAUUGUUUUCGAUAAACAUCUCUACACAAUUGUUUAUAAAUCUAUUUAACUGAACCUUCAGCGCCUUUAUGGCAAUCUAGGAGUCCCGUAGCCUCGUCUGAAUGCCUACCGCUGAUGAAGCCAUUGUCUGUUACUUCAUAGUCCUUCUUUCCAUGCUGUCAAUUUGUAUUAUGAUUGGGAGCUACUGUCUUAAUUGAAACGCUGUUUUUUUUCUGACAUUAACCACCAAUUCAUGAGUGAAACUAACCAAUUUAUAGACUUGCAAUCCGGACUUGGAAUUUCAGAGAAAAAUCAAACAGGAAGUUGUUCCGAAUGUGAACUUGUUUCCCAAAUAAAGUUAACAAAUCAGGAUCCAAUCUACUUUUCGAUUUCAUCUAGAAUUACCACAUACGACCUUGAAUUUAACCCUCUUCUUAAUGGAGAAGUCUUGGAUUGGAAACAUCACAGAAAAAUGAUUCACUGGUAAACAUCGAUAUGAAAUCAACCACCUGUGAAGAUUUAUUAUCCCGACCGAAACAAUCAUUACAUUUAUCGAAUCAGUUAUUACAAAUCAGAGAAGGCAGUUAUAAUAUUAUAACCAGCGGGGGUUGGUUUGGUGACGGAGGCGGUGGGUGUUGCCGCGUGGUGGCGCUGCUAGGUCGUGUUCUGCGGGUGGCACUAUUUCUGGAAAUGACUGCAGUUUUAUUUACGCGUGGUGGAGCUUCUGUGAUCGAGAUUGACUGGAACAAAAACAACAAAGUAUUCCGAGGGUCUAGUGGACACCUGGUGCGGGUGCACAUAGGAGACAGACUGGAGAUCACCUGCAGCCAUAGACAGUCCCGCAUUCUACUAACUGACCAAUUCUCAGAUUAUCUUCGGUGCAAUUUCAACGACAGCCAGCCAACGCUAGAAUCAUUAAACCUAAAUUCCAGCAAGCAAUCAUCAUCUUCAUCCUACUACAUGACAUCAAGUGCAAAUCAACAGCAACGACAACAAUCACAACAAACACGGAAGCCUCUUUGGGAAUUGAACUGUAGUGAUUUGUAUCGUGAAGAUAUGAAAUAUUACAGGCUGAAGAUGCAGUUGCCAGUGUAUAGAUACCCUUCACUGGUUGAUCAGCCCAGAUUCCAGUUUGCAAAGCCAUACUUCCUCAUAGACGUGGGGACACCAGAAUACCAAACAACACCCUCGCCCCACACAAUUAGGCAGGCUCUACCCAAUAAUCUCUUUAUAACCCCAAGCGGGGAGGGGGAAGGGGGAGGGGUGAUGAUGGACGAUGCGGGUGAAAGACAAGGGGCCACCCGGAAGCCGAAAACCAGACGGCACGAUUCUGCUUCCAAAGAGACACAACACAAAGAGCAGAGAGUGUACAACAUGUGUGAACAGUAUCGACUGAAGUUGUCCAUAUUUGUCGAGUUCAGAGAUGACAGUAUCGGCUACAGCCACGAGCAUUUGCCAAUUGCAGACGAAAUUGAAGCAGCUGAAUCUUUAUUCAAAGACGAAAACCAUUUGACAGAUGGAGGAGGGAGCAAUUACAGUUCAACAUACUACUACAAGCUACGGCAGCCAAAUGCAAACGACGAGAAAAAGCCAAAAGAAAAACAGACAGACCAAGAAAAUGCUGGCCAAGAGUUUCUCAGAUUCCAAAGAGUGCCACACCCAGGUGCAACUAUAAACUACAAGGAGCCCUAUAAACCCUCCCCCUCUUCUCAAACACCGUCGUCAUCUUCGCCCCACCAUCCACUGCCAAACAACACUCCAGUUGCAUCCUCAUCUGACCUUUUGACCCCUGAUCGCGGAAAAUUUCCAGCCGAAGAUUCAAGUAUUGAUGCCAAUUGGAACAACAACAAUAAUAAUUUUGAUGCAAACUCAAAUUUUUUCAGCGUAAACCCAAGAGAUAAUCAAGGAAAUGAAGGCAAUAAUGAUUUUUACAAUACAAAUAACGGCAAUGAUGGCAGAAUUGGCGGAAAUAGCGCGGCCACUAAUGAGACAGAUUUUAGAGUUUGCUUAGUUUCAGUUUUAAUGUUUUUAAAUAUUUAUUUUUACCCCUGGUGCUAGCGAAUGGACUAAUUAUUUAAUUUAAUUUUUACUGAUGCGUUUCAAUGCAG